Molecule: messenger RNA, 646 nt
Organism: Bufo gargarizans (Asiatic toad)
Lineage: Eukaryota; Metazoa; Chordata; Amphibia; Anura; Bufonidae
Gene: ACSL5
Product: acyl-CoA synthetase long chain family member 5
Exons: 3
Biological process (GO): long-chain fatty acid metabolic process
Cellular component (GO): mitochondrion; endoplasmic reticulum; membrane
Molecular function (GO): arachidonate-CoA ligase activity
Source: RefSeq, a predicted model, not a curated record
UCUUGCUUGGUGGGAGUAGUUGUCCCUGAUCCAGAGGUUUUGCCAGAUUUUGCAGCAAAACUUGGUGUCCGAUGUUCCUUUGAAGAACUCUGCAAACAUUUAGCUGUGAAGAAAGCCAUACUAGAGGACUUGAUUAAAACUGGGAAACAGGCCGGCCUGAAGUCUUUUGAACAGGUGAGGGAUAUUUACGUCCAUCCUGAAAUGCUGACCAUUGAAAACGGUUUACUGACGCCAACGAUGAAAGCCAAGCGAGCCGAGGUGGCCAAAUACUUCAAGAGCCAGAUGGAUGACUUGUACAGUAAAAUCCAGGACUGAAGUGGCGCUCCGCUAGGAUCAGCCCCUCCGACCUUCCUGGUGCCACAGUCUCAGUCUGGACGAGCCGCUCCUCGCUGCGCAGGCGGCACAUCUGGGCACAGUCAUCCCCGUCAGCUGCACAGAGUCCAGAGCUCCGGACCUUGUAAAUAUUUUUAAAUGUAUUUUAUGACUUGCAGCUCCCCAGCUGCUGUGCAACUACAAGUCCCAGUAUGUCCUAGAGACUGCUUGAGGCGAGUGCAUACUAGGAGUUGUAGUCCACAGCUGCUGGAGGUUGAUGAAGAGGGGGGUGGGGGUCCUGUGCUGUAUAUACCAAGCUAAUAAAACCUACUAA